AUGAAUUUCGUAGAUUUUUCAGCAAAGAUAGUUUAUCAAAAACUUAAAAAUCUGAAACCUAGCACAUCAUUUGGACCAGACGGUAUACCAAAUAUACUUUUAAAACAUUUUACGUCAAACUCGUUACCAAAACAGUGGCUUCAAGCUACGGUUUCCCCUAUUUUCAAAAAAGGAUCUACUUCAGAUGCUAACAAUCAUAGACUUAUCUCUCUCAUAUGUACUAGCUGUCGUGUCAUGGAAAGUAUUGUUAGUUCAAGUAUCGCUGAUUAUCUUAAUACAAAUAAUCUAAUAACACCUAUACAACACGGCUUUUUAUCUAAAAGAUCUACGUGCACAAAUUUUCUAGAGUCAACUAAUGACUGGAAUAAAGCUUUAGACAGCAAUUUAAUUACUGACGUGGUAUACAUUGACUUUCAAAAAGCAUUUGACUCUGUACCUCAUCCAAAACUUCUGAAGAAACUUGCAAUGUACGGCAUAAUAGAUAAUCUGCUUCAUUGGAUAUCAGCAUUUCUUUCUAACAGAUAUCAAAGAGUUUUGGUUGGAAAUUCACUAUCUAAUCCAACCUGCAUCCUGAGUGGAGUUCCACAGGGUAGCGUCUUGGGUCCAACGUUAUUCUUGUUAUUUAUUAAUGAUCUACCCUCUAUAGUAAAAGAUCAUAAUUGCUCUCUAAUGUUAUAUGCUGACGAUAUCAAGUUAUAUAGCUCAUUUAAGGAUGCCGAUUACAGUCACGAUCUUGCUGUAGCCAUUUAUAAAGUUUAUCUCUGGUCAAAAAAAUCACAAUUAAAAAUAGCCAAUAAUAAGUGCUUUACUCAUAGAAUAGCACCUACUUCAUUUUGUAAAGAUAUAAAUUACAACGAUCAUAAUUUAAUUUGGUCUACAAACCCAAAAGAUCUUGGUGUGACCAUGGAUUUUAACUUAAAUUACAGUAAUCAUAUUUCAAAUAUCGUCCGUGCAUCAAACAUUCGAAGAUAUCUAAUCCUUAAGUGUUUUAAAAGUCGUGAUCCACGUGUUAUCGUUAAAGCCUACACUACUUAUAUAAGACCGAUCUUAGAAAAUUGCUCUCCGGUUUGGUCGCCAAAUCGCACUAAAAUGAACAAUACAGUGGAAAGAGUACAAAGACGUUUUACGAAGAGAAUUUUUAACCUAAAUAAUGUUUCAUAUUCAAGUAGAUUUAGUAUUCUUGGUUUGGAACUACUAGAAAUUCGUCGCCUUAAGCAAGACAUGAUUACAUGUUUACAAAAAGAUCAUUUGCAAAUUCCUCGAAUUGAAAUUUUUGAAAUUUUAAAAAACGAGUUAUCUUCAGAUCUAGAUGACCAGCUUGAUAUUUUGCAAUCACAGUUGUGUCUAAGAAGAAAAAUUUGUUUCCAAUUUUUAACAGAUGAUAAAAAGAAACUAAAAAAUGUAUUGACAAAACUAAAAAUAAAAUGGAAAAGUAGUAACCGAACAAAAAAAAUAUUUUUGAAGACACAUGACACUUGGUUAAAAGCCUCAACAAAUAUUUGUAUUGUUCAAGCACGAAACAAAGAGAAAAAAAGCCAUAGUGCAAUGAGCCGAAUUGAAUUGAAUUUUGAUGAAGCAAGUGAGCGAACGAAACGGCGAAAAACGCAGGAAAUGCGUUCGACAUUUAGUUCAUCCGAGUUAGCAUUUGCUUCUCAGAUGAGUCUUCGGGCUUCAGGAGCAUGCAAUGCCGGAGUUACAGUUAAAGAUUUACCUUCCACCAUUCAACACCUAGUCACAAAUUAUAUAGAUAGCCUUAAAUUGUCCCAAAUUUCACAAACAUCUGAACUAUGUGCUGAAACAGCUCUUUCCAUACUAAUGGAAGCAAAGCUUUCUAAACACCAAUAUUGCAUUAUAAGAAGUGCUGCAAUUGCGAAUAGCUCUUCUUUUUUACCAUCUUACGAAAAACUUAAAGAAGCCAAGAAAAUGUGUUACCCUGAAGAUAUAACGGUAACUGAAAUAAGCGCCGAAGUAAAACUGCAAUCUUUAUUAAAUCACACUUGUUUACGAAUUAUAAAAACUCAACAAGAUGUAAUUGACUCCUUGAAUGUAAAUAUUUUAUCAAAUUUUAUUUUAAUUCUUAAGUGGGGCUUUGAUGGCAGUUCCGGUCAUAGCGAAUAUAAACAGAGAUUUGCCGAUAGAAAAAACUCAGAUGCAAAUGUUUUUCUGACUUCACUUGUACCAUUAGAACUUUUGUGUACAAAUUCAGUUUUAGGUCAAGAUGUUAUUCUAUGGAAAAAUAGGACACCCUCAUCUACUCGAUUUUGCCGACCUAUCAGACUGCAAUUUCUUCACAAAAAUGUCCAUACAAGCAUUAAUGAAAAAGACUAUAUUGAAGAUAAAAUUAAAUCACUGGUUCCUCUCAUCAUUGUUCAACAUAAAAUAGAAAUUAAAAUACAUUAUAAAUUGGUUAUGACAAUGAUUGACGGAAAAGUUUGCAAUGCAAUAACAUUGACGAAAUCAACAAUGCGGUGUUAUUUGUGUUCUGCUACUUCGAGUCAAUUCAGUAAUAUCAAUCUCGUUAAAGAUAUAAAAGUUGACGAAUCAAAAUUGGAAUACGGUUUAUCAACGUUGCACGCAUGGAUUCGCUUUUUUGAAUGUUUUUUGCAUCUUGGGUAUAAACUUGGAAUAAAAAAAUGGCAAGCGUUCUGACAUGGAAAAAAGUAUAAUAUUACAAUACAAAUUGUUAAUCCAGAAUGCUUUUAAGCUGCAGCUAGGGUUAAUAGUUGAUCGACCGAAACCAGGAUGCGGUAAUACAAAUGACGGAAAUACAGCUCGAAGAUUUUUUAAAAACUCACAAGUGUCUGCUGAUAUUCUAGGAGUGGAUUUAGAACUAAUAAAUCGGUUUCAUGUAAUUUUACAGGUAUUAUCUAGUGGCUUUCCUAUAGACGCAGACAAACUUGAUAACUAUUCUACCAAAACUGCACUACUUUUUGUUGAAAAGUAUCCUUGGUACAAAAUGCCUACAACAGUACACAAAGUACUUAUUCAUGGAGCCUUAAUAACAAAAACAGCAAUACUACCCAUAGGACAACUAUCUGAGGAUGCACAGGAAUCGAGAAACAAAGACUUAAAAAAAUAUCGCGAAGAUUUCUCUAGGAAAAAUUCCAGAAAAAAUACAAUGCAUGACGUUUUUUGCAGACUUCUGGUUUCGUUAGAUCCUGCAAUAUCUUCACUUUUAAAAUCUCAUGCAAAAGUUAGCAGAUCUUUGUCUUCUCAAGCUUUACAAAUGUUAUUACCUCCGGAGAUUAACGAAAACUCUGAAACUCAUUCGUCUGUGAUUGAGUUUUUCAACAAUAUUUCAAUAAUAAAUGAUUCAGAAAUCAUUUAUUAUUG
Molecule: messenger RNA, 3333 nt
Organism: Hydra vulgaris (swiftwater hydra)
Lineage: Eukaryota; Metazoa; Cnidaria; Hydrozoa; Anthoathecata; Hydridae
Source: RefSeq, a predicted model, not a curated record